AUGGUUCCAGCAGAGAACAUGAGCGUUUUCUCUGCGGCUGAUCUCUGUAUGAACUGCAGCUCCUCCACCCACCCUGGAAUGGAUGUAGCGAAGGCCGUGUUGUUGGGGAUGCUGCUGGUGGUGUUUGUCGUCUUUGGGGUCCUUGGCAACAUCCUGGUUAUCCUUUCUGUCUUGUUCCACCACCACUGGCGCUCCGUGACGCACUACUUCAUCGCCAACCUUGCAGCGGCAGACCUGCUGCUCAGCUCUGCCGUCCUGCCCUUCUCUGCUACCUCUGAAGCUCUGGGCAGGUGGGUGUUUGGACGCUCCUUCUGCAGCGUUUGGGCCGCUUUGGAUGUCCUCUGCUGCACCGCCUCCAUCCUUAGCCUUUGUGUGAUCUCUAUCGACCGCUACCUCGCUGUGAGCUACCCUCUGAGGUACCCAGCCAUGGCAACAGGACGGCGAGGCCUGACUGCAGUCGCUGCUCUCUGGGGACUCUCAGCAGCGAUAUCUGUGGGCCCUCUGUUUGGGUGGAAGGAGCCUGAACCUGAAGAUGAAACGGUUUGUCGUAUAACAGAAGAGCCUGGCUAUGCUUUGUUCUCGGCUCUUGGAUCCUUCUACAUACCUCUAGCCAUCAUCCUGGCCAUGUACUGCCGUGUUUACACAGUGGCAAAGAGAGAGACACAGACCCUGAGGAAGGGCAGCGAGGGCGGAGGAGUUGAGACAGAGGGGGUGACUCUGAGGAUCCACAGAGGACAUACCACUCAGACUGAGAAACAGGACAAUAAGGAGGGAGAGGAGAGGCAUAAACACACCACCUUUUCCCUUCCAAAGAUGCUGAAGUUCUCCAGAGAGGAGAAAGCAGCCAAGACGCUGGGCAUUGUAGUUGGAUGCUUCAUCCUGUGCUGGCUCCCUUUUUUCCUGGUUUUACCCAUCGGAUCCAUCUUCCCUUCUUGCAAGCCUUCUGAAACCGUCUUUAAGAUAACCUUCUGGCUUGGUUACCUAAACAGCUGCAUCAACCCCAUAAUAUACCCCUGCUUCAGCCGGGAGUUUAAGAAAGCCUUCCACAACGUGCUGCUCGGACGCUGCCUCAGGACAGGUGGACUCGCUGCCAAACCGCAAGGACACAUCGCAACCUACUCCUGCAGUCCAGGCCCCACGUCUAACAUGUCGGUACUCUCAGCGCAAAGCCAAGUCUCUGUUUCCUCAUGGGGUUGCUGCAGGGCACUUUCACCAUCACCAUGUGGCAGCGAUGCAGAUCGGGCUCAAAGGACCCAAAUCCAGAGAAAGAGACUGCUGAAGGCAUGGUGUUUCUCAGCAAGUCAAACAUCGAUACCACAGAACCCCUCCAGUCAGGGGUCAGCUAAGGUCUUACGCCUUUCUCUUAGCAUUACAGGAGAGGCCGUUUGA
Molecule: messenger RNA, 1389 nt
Organism: Cheilinus undulatus (humphead wrasse)
Lineage: Eukaryota; Metazoa; Chordata; Actinopteri; Labriformes; Labridae
Gene: adra1ab
Product: adrenoceptor alpha 1Ab
Exons: 2
Coding region: 1-1389 (462 amino acids)
Biological process (GO): positive regulation of cytosolic calcium ion concentration; adenylate cyclase-activating adrenergic receptor signaling pathway; cell-cell signaling
Cellular component (GO): membrane
Molecular function (GO): alpha1-adrenergic receptor activity
Source: RefSeq, a predicted model, not a curated record